AUUUUAUAUGAUAAACUACAGAAACAUAUAAUUAUUACUACUUCUAUUAUUGAUAUGCUUUUCAAAUAAGUGCAGUAAGAUAAUAUUAAUGAAAAAAGUAAUUUAUGGUUAAAAUAUGAACACUUGGCAACAAACACUUCGAUUACUAGUUCGCCAAAAUAAAACAUUCAAUUUACUUGAUGUAGAAAAAAAUGAAUUUAAAAUAAUGAGUUACUUUGUAGAGAAUGUUACUAUAAGAAAACAAAUUCUUGCAUGGCUUCAUAAUGUGGAACAAAAUCAAACGUCAAAUAAAAAAAAUGUACAAAAAAGUGAAGAACUACGAAAACAAGGCAAUAAGGAAUUUCAAAAUAAAAAAUAUUUUUUAAGUAUCAAAUAUUAUACUUUAAGUUUACAAUAUGCUCCAUCAGAAAGUGAAGAUUUGCCGUUAGCAUUAGCCAAUAGAUCAGCUGCAUUAUUUUACAUAGAGAAAUAUGAGGCUUGUAUUAAAGAUAUUAAAUUAGCCUUACAAUAUAAUUAUCCUAAAAAUAUAUUGUAUAAAUUGCAUUUACGUGCUGCACAUUGUUAUUUAAAAUUACAUAAAAGAAGUCUCAUGGAGGAAGCUCUUCAUAAAGUUUAUGAAUGCCUUGAAAAUAAUAGUAUUCUAUUGGCUCCGAAAAAAGAUGAUAUAGAAAGGCAAAUUGAAAAUUUACUCUCUGAAGCUGUCAAUAUAAUAGAUAAUGUUGAUAUAGAUAAUAUAGAUUCUAUGUUACCAAACCUUACAUUUGGUGAAAAUCCAAAUUUUCCAUAUGCUUCAAUUGCAUUAGACUUGAAAUUUUCAGUAGAGAAAGGUCGCUAUGUUGUUGCUAAUCAAAACAUAAAGAAAGGUCAAAUUUUAUUCGUUGAGAAACCUUUUGCUUUUGUUUUAUUGGACAACGAAAAUAGUGAUGUGGUUUGUGCAAAUUGUUGUAAAUCCAGAGGUGACAUUCCAGUUCCUUGCAAAUUUUGUGCAUGCACAAUGUAUUGCACAGAAAAAUGUCAAAAACUAGCUUGGACAUCAUAUCAUCAAUGGGAAUGCUUUGGUAAUCAAAUUGGUAUCUGGGAUCAAAUAGGGAUUGCUCAUUUAACAAUAAGAACUUUUUUAAAUUGCUGUUAUACAGAUAAUAAAAAAAAAUUUAAUGAAAUUCAACAACUAAUUACAAAUAUUGACAAAAUAUCUACACAAGAUAUGUUUAUAUAUGGAGUUUCUGCUUUAAUGAUGGCAUUAUAUUUGAAUACAUUUACGAAUUUUUUUAAAAUAAUUAAUAUUUAUGAAAGACUUUUUAUGAAGUUUAAUAAUCAAAAAUUGAAUAUGUAUAUAUUGUCUGAAUUUACACCUGAAGAAUGGACUGAAGAACAUAAUAUGCUCUAUGUUAGUGGAAUACUUUUAAGAAAUAUGUUACAGCUUAUUUGUAAUGGGCAUGCAAUUACAAGAUUAAAUUUAACUACGUCAGAAUCACACAAUAUUGCUACUGAAUAUCAAUGCAGAGUGGCAACUGCCAUAUAUCCUUCUGCUAGUAUGAUGAAUCAUUCUUGUGAUCCAAAUAUCAUCAAUAGUUUUAAAGAUCAAUAUCUUAUUGUUAAAGCAGCAAAAGACAUAUUAAUUAAUGAUGAAAUUUUUAAUUGCUAUGGACCACAUUACAGACGAAUGAGUAAGAAUGACAGACAAACAGCAUUAAAGAAUCAAUAUUGUUUCACAUGCAAUUGUGAAGCUUGUUCUCAGCUAGCUUUACAAAACUUUUCUGAUAAAUUUCAAAAAUUGAAUUGUGAGGCAUGUGGUGGUCCUGUUGAAAUUAUUAAUGAUUCAACCAUUUAUUGUGUUGAUUGUGAAACUACAUUUGAUUUAACUAAAAAUAAAUUACACGAAUUAGAACAAGCUAAUAAGCUCUAUGAAUUAUCUAGAUUUUUUAUGCAAUCAGAAAAUAAUGAAGAAGCUUUAGAAAAAGCAAAGCAAUGUCUUGAAAUUAGAAAAAAUAUUUUAAAUAACCAUCAUGAAGCUGUUGCAUUCACUUAUGAUUUAAUUGGAAAAAUAUUAGCAAUUAUGGGUCGAUGGUUGGAUUCCGUAUCAUAUUUAGAACAUAGUAUAGCUGCGAUAGAAGAGAGAUUUGGUUCUGACAGUAUAGAAUUAGCUAAUGAACUUAACAAAAUUACGGACAUAUGCCUUCAAUACUUAAGAGAAGAAACAAAUCCAAAUACUAAACAAUACAAAAAUAUUUUAAAAAAAACUCGACGCUAUUUACAUCACGCUGAAGAGAUCCUUAAUUUAAAUUACGGUCUUUGGAAUGAAGCAUGUCGUGAAAUAAUAGAAAAACAAAACGAUUUAGUACCAUUACUUUCAAAUUUAAACUUAUAAAUA
Molecule: messenger RNA, 2371 nt
Organism: Ceratosolen solmsi marchali
Lineage: Eukaryota; Metazoa; Arthropoda; Insecta; Hymenoptera; Agaonidae
Product: SET and MYND domain-containing protein 4
Exons: 11
Coding region: 116-2368 (750 amino acids)
Cellular component (GO): cytoplasm; nucleus
Molecular function (GO): histone deacetylase binding
Source: RefSeq, a predicted model, not a curated record